ACUUUGUCAUCGAUGAAAUGAGUUUGAUUGACUGACGUACCCCACAAAGCUCAAGGGCUCCAGUCCAUGCAACGUUCAUGGAAGGAACGACCGUUUUCCUUCUAUUGAAGAGCCUGCAUCGUACACGGCGGGAAGACCGAGCCUCACUGGCUAAAAGUGUAGAUAAUCCCUUUCCCGCAUUGUUUAACAUUUUUCGUGCUACAUAACAUAUGGUAUAGGACGGCAUCUAGCCCUCGACGUUACUCUUGCGACCUCGAUUUUUACAGAACUUUAACCCUAGGCCUUCUGCCUUGAGGUUACGUGUGCGCCUGAAGCUAAGGCGAAGCGGAAGUCUCACAAAUUGCGAUGGCCCCAGUAAUUUCAGCCUAUAAGAUACCUGCAUGCUAUGAUGGCUUGACAUCCUUCACUGCAACAAGUCCCAUUAUGUUCACUUUCCGCUUCGCCGUGCUUGCGCUGUUCGCCUUCCUCGCUGGUGCCAACGCCAACGGGACAUGUGCAAUGUGCCAAGAUACCGUGGACAUCGAAGGUGUGGCGGUCUACACGCUAGCCAACAGCACCGUUGAGACCAGCGGGUACACACUUUGCUCCUACACUAAUACUAAGCUGGGCAUCAAGGUGACCUGCGAGUAUUCGAGCGACGGCGCAUUCCAGGAUGGGGAUGAAUUGUGUCCAAGUAAGGUGGGUACGUAUUCAUGCUGAGCAGGACGUAGAGUGGAAGCAGGCCGACGGGAGUAGCAAUCUUGUCCUGCAGGCAGCUGGGCAGCAUCACUGUAUGCGAUUCUAAUGAGAUUCAUGAAAUUUCGGUACCGCGCAGUGUAAUGAAAAAUUAAACCAACAGAACACCAGGGAGACUUCAUGUAACUCGUACGAGUGAUAGCAUCAUAUAUCAACGUUUCAAAUUUGUUGUUUUCGAUAUUGCUGUUAAAUAACGUCCGAAGGGGAUUUCCUUUUUCGCCACAGGUGCGGGAAGCGCUAGUGUAGGGGGCAGCCCCGCUAAUGGAACGUAGCACAAGAUCUUAGCGAGACGUGAUAACGACGCUGAGGUGAAACUAUGUUGAAGAGAACAUAUAAGUAGGAAGUCCGAGACGAAAGAAGC
Suillus fuscotomentosus is the source of this 1096-nucleotide messenger RNA. RefSeq lists its product as uncharacterized. The transcript has 5 exons. The record is from RefSeq and is a predicted model, not a curated record. The coding region runs from base 346 to 699 and encodes 117 amino acids. Lineage: Eukaryota; Fungi; Basidiomycota; Agaricomycetes; Boletales; Suillaceae.